This is a messenger RNA of Fusarium pseudograminearum CS3096, 534 nucleotides long. RefSeq lists its product as uncharacterized. Lineage: Eukaryota; Fungi; Ascomycota; Sordariomycetes; Hypocreales; Nectriaceae. Gene Ontology annotation, molecular function: acyltransferase activity, transferring groups other than amino-acyl groups. The transcript is spliced from 2 exons. The record is from RefSeq and is a predicted model, not a curated record. The coding region runs from base 1 to 534 and encodes 177 amino acids.
AUGAUAAACAUUACAAAGCCACAAAACUGGACCCGCGGUGAUUACCUGGUCUCAACAGACCCUGCUCUUCUCCAGGUUGAUGCCAUCAAUGCUGCGCUGAGCUCGGACAUGGUCUGGUGGGCCGGAGACCUUCCGGCCGAUGCACUCUGGGAUGCCCUUCGGAGUUCGAUAUGUUUUGGUCUUUAUCGUAAAAGAUCUUCAGACAUGAACAGCACCGGGCCGACAGUUGAAUACAAGAUUGAGGAGUGGGAACAGGUUGGAUUGGUCAGAAUGAUCACAGACGGGGUCACGUUUGGAUAUCUAACCGAUGUGUACAUUCUGCCAGAGCAUCAAGGUGGUGGACGUGGUCGCUGGAUGCUUCAGAUUCUAAACGAGGCUUUGCAGGGUUGGCCUCAUCUUAGACGAGUGAUGCUCUUGACCACCGAUAAGAUGCAUCUUUUUGGAAAGAACUUGGGGAUGAAGGAUUACAGGGAAUUUGACGGCAUGAAGGGUGUUUCUAUCGCUAUGGUUGAGGGCCCUGGGGCGCAGCAUUGA